AAACUUUUACCAACAAUGUCCCAUUGUAAAACAGCCUUUAAAGUUUAAAGGUAAUGUAGUAUCACAGGUAUGAAGAAGAUCAUCUUCUAUCUAAUAUUACUCCAUGAUUGAUUUUGUAUGACGUUUCUUCGCUUUUUAUUUUUUAUCCCGAUUAGUACUUAUGUGAAAAGAUAGGUUAUGUUCUAUACGUCACCGCAAUAUGAGUAAAUCAUUUGAUGAAUUUAACGAUGAUUCUAUUCUAUACGAAUUAUUAGAAUAUCUUAUUCGAAAGCAAGACCCAGAAUUAGCGAAAUGUAAAAGCGAUGCUGCGCUUUUGCCAGCAAGUGGUACUAUUAAGAAUGCUCUCCGAUAUCUAAAUCAAAGGUAUUCUUUACCAGAAAGUAUCGGACAACAAAUUAGUCUAACUUUACCAUGGAAAUUCACAGUUGGUGAUAAUGGACGGUUGUUAGCCAUUUUACAAGAGCAUUUAAUUGAAAUAAGGAAAUCGAAAGAUGAAUAUUCUUCGGUUGUAGCUAAAGCAUCUGUUCCAAAGGAUGCCUUUCCACAGUGGCGUAAGAUUGUUUGGAGUCCAGAUGGCUCCAUUCUGGUAUUGGCUUCCAGUAAUGGCUAUAUAUCAUUUUAUAAUUCACUUGGCAAUAAUAUAUGGAAUAUAAGCCCAAAAAAUAUUUCUCAAAAUCCUCACAUCUUGGAAGCCGGCGAUGCAGUGGCUUCUAUGAUAUUCAUAAAUUCACGAACUAAAAGUGACAAUUGGACUUACGAAUUUAUCUCAGUUACAUAUAGCGGUUUAUUGAAGUCUUAUCAUAUUUCUGGAGAUGGAAGAUUUACUGAAAAUCACGAGUUUUCCUUUGGAAAUUUUUAUAAGAAUGGAGUGAAUGCUGUUGCUUAUACAGAAAGACAUAAUCUACUCUUUGUAGCUGGUAACAGCAUAACACAGAAAUAUGGUGCUGCUUCGGAAACAGGCCUGAGCUCAUGGCGUCUUUUAAACGACUAUCCUUAUUACAAAUUGUCAUUUACCCACGAAGAUGAUACUGCAGGAAAAUCUGCGUUCUCUUUGUGGAAUUUCAUUCCAACAAUGCAUUCGCAGCCUCAAUCAAUUAUAUUUAAGAUAAGCAUUUCACCGAAAGGCGACCUAAUGGCAUGCAUACAUACGGAUGGCUCUAUUACAUUGUGGAGUUUACCAAAUUUAAAACUGCUAAACAAAUGGAAAUUAACAGAACAACCAGACUAUAAUGCGCGUAAUCCUCUUGGAACAAUGAAGUACAAGAAAUUUCCAUUAGGUACAUCUGAGUUUUAUCCAUUGGAUAUUGGUUGGUGGUCGGACCAUGCCCUCAUAAUAACAAGAUAUUCCGGUUCGAUUUCCGUAUGUUCGAUUAAAGAUUUGCGAAAUCUUCUGGGUACGAGUCCGGAGUUUCUAGCUGGUCAGCCACAGAUAUCUGAACUAUCUCCAGGACGUGGUUGUUUGACUUUAGAUUGCGAGACACUUUUAACGAGCAACAAACGAAAAAGAGAUACCAAUAAUGAAACGGGGUCAGACAGUGACAAGGAGGAGGAUGAAUUGGAACCUAUUACUGUAAUGAGCUAUACCACAAACCUAGUCCAAAGUGCUUUAUACUCAAUAACCGAUAUAGAAAGGUUUCAACCAAAAAGAAAAAAAUCUAAAGUUCUCCAUAGAACAUAUAGAAUAUUAGGUCUAAAAAGUACUACUCCAGAAGAACUGUAUUCAAGAAAAAUUGAUAUUGAGGAAUAUGGGGAAGCACUGGCUCUGGCAAAUACAUAUAAUUUAGAUACUGAUUUGGUCUAUCAAACUCAGUGGCGUAAAUCGGAAUUCUCUUUAAAAGCCAUUCAAGACCAUUUGAGUAAAGUUCGUAAGAGAUCUUGGGUUUUGAAUGAAUGUGUGAUGAGAGUUCCUGAAACUUUAGAAGCUGCUAGAGAGUUGCUCUAUUUCGGAUUAAGAGGUACAAGUUUAGAAACACUAGUAGCAAUUGGAAAGGACGAUGAUGGAAAGUUUGUACCUAAUGAGAUGAAUAAAGAGACAGAAGAUUUAGAUCUGAGAAGCUCAAAUUUGAUACAGGCGCAAAAGGAGAAUAAAAUACUCGAAGAACUUGAUAUGGAACAUUUGACAGAAGGACAAAAGGAUUUGAUCAAAUACAGAAGAAAAUUGUUCGAUCAUUUAGAUAAGCUGCAAACUUAUGAAAUAAUUUUGGAAUCUCCAGACGCGUACGAUAAAACUUUUUACGAAGAAUUUCGUCAAAGAACAGCUAUCGAAAAUGCAGUCAGAUUCGCAAAAGACAGUAACUACCAAGGUGUCGAAAUAAUGAUAACAUACCAUGGCGAAAAAUUAAUGCCGCAUUGGUUAGCCAUCAUUAGCUUCUUUCCGGAAACUUUAAACCCUUUAUAUUAUCAAAAAUUAUUACCAGAAUGUGAUAGCGAAGGUCAGUUGUUUCUACUUGAUCGACGAGAAUUGCGUCAAAAAGAUUGGUCUGAUAGGCCACAAUUUAGCAAACUCAUAGGUGAAGAUAAUGAAGAUGGAUCAGAGUUUAUAUAUGAUUGUGACAUGUCGUUAUCUGCAUAUAGAAAUACACAAUACACGCCGGAGUUAUUACAAAAGUGGUAUAGAUCGCGUGCCUAUAAAAUCGAGAGCGACAGCUCGAUAGUGGAUAAUGCGUUGGAGCUUGUAAAGCUUGGAAAAGCACGAAAUAUAACAGGCUUAGAAAACUUGCUACUGGAAUUAGAAACAUUAGAUGAUCUAAUAUACAAGGUUUACUUAGAGGACAUGACUCUGGCUCGUUUGGAAAAAUUGACUGAUUUAGAAAAAAUGAAUUUACUAAUGAGUACUUCUGAUCAGAAAAGUUUCGUUGUCAAUAUAAAAAAUUUCGUUUUGCCUUUCAUCAAAAGGAAACAAAAAUAUUUGGGUGGAGAACUCAAUAAAUAUCUGCUACACGAUUACUUGGUUUCACUAAGUAAAGAUGAUUUAACACUUCCGGUUAAAUUCUUUGAGUAUGUCAAACAAUCUCAUGAUAUCCAAGUCGUCGAGAUGAUAGACGAUGUUGUCACACUUGCUUUGGAUUGUAUUUAUUCCUGUCAUGAACCUGACAUGUAUGAUAUGGCAAAUGAAAUUUUUGAAUCUAUUCCAAAACAUGCCAAUGACACUGGUGCAGAAGGAGGACUGAUUGAUGACUUAGAAAGGGAACUUGAUUGCCUAAAGAUUUUAAACAAAUAUCAUGUGAAAACGACAUUGAAUUAUAUUAAACAAAAUAAAAAUAAUCCAGAAAACGUCAAGUUGCUCUUAAUCCAAAUGGCUAGGAGCUUGAAUAAGGUUGAACCUCCGGCGGAUGAACAUCUGUGGGCUCAAUUAUUGAAUGAUAUGUUGGAAAUACAUAGCACAACUUUUUCCUGCAUUGAUAUUGAAAUAUGCUUCGAGAUAUGUGUGUCCGCACGAUUAGUGUCAGGAAUGAAGUCGAAUAUCCAAAAUUGUGCUAAUUUAAUAGAGACAAAGAAAAAUGAGCAAUCCUUAUUAAAAGUAUCAUACGAAAGGGCUGUUGAAUUAAUUUUACAAGCGAGCUUUGAAUACUUUAACAGUUCAAAGAGCCUUACUGAUUCUAAUAUGGAACUGGCCAAAACGUCUCUUCAUCUCAUUACGGAUGAUAAUCCACGUAUUAAAGAGGAAUAUGAUCUAAUUAAUUCAUUACAAAUUCUAAAUGAAUUCAAUGUUAAUAUACUACCUAUACAAGUGAGAUUGAAUCAAGACAGACUCAAAUUAAUAGAGAGUUGUUUGAAUUGUCGGGGCGAUGCUUAUAAGAGUAAGCAAAGAUUAUUAACAUUAGCGAAUUAUUUGAGAAUUGAUAAAAAUAAUACGAGAAGUCGAGAAGGAAAAGUAUUGAAAUUAAUAGCCGAGAAAGCUUUUGAGCUUGCAGAUUACGAUGUUUGCACCUCAACGUGUCAACAAUUAAUCGAUAACAAUUAUUCUCUCGCUUGGAGAACCUGCAUGAAUUUAGGAUAUUGUGAGGAUUUUCAGGAUUUGAAAUUUAGGCAAAAAUGUCUCUGGUUUGCCAUGAACAAUUGUCCUGACGAUUUACUAGAGGAAACAUUGAAGCAAAAACAUUUGUUAGAAAUCCAAAUUUUACAUAAAGAUUUACAGAAUUGGAUGCCUGAAUGUGACGAAUCCUUUGCAACUGGAGCUGAUAGUGAAGACGAAUUCACCGAUGCAAUGACUACGCCACAAGUUGAAACUAAAGAAUUUGUUCCAAAUAUCAUUGGAACAUCAACUGAGAUAGUUAAGAGUUCUGCUGAACUUGUAACGAGGUCAACGUUUAACAUCAUGAAAAACGUGGGGAAUAAAGAUUUUUGGAAAACAACAUUAAAUUUAGGAUUUAUGAGCUCACCCGACAAUACAGUACAUGAUAGACAUGAAAUUUGGGAGUCAGAGAGGGAUCGAAUAGCUCAAAGUUUUCCAUGCUUUUAUGAGUCACUGCACGAAGGAUGCAAAAUUAGUAAUUUUGAUGCAGACUAUACUAAAUAUUCUUUGCAAAAAAUAGAGAAUGUUAAAUUAAAGUUAUGCCAAACAUUAUUAAGAGUGGCUGUCUUAACUGAAUCAGCAUGUUACGGCCUGGAAGCUAGUGAUAUUAAUCAUUUAUACCUAGAGUGCGCGGAGCACACAAUCAUCCAUGAUUGCUUAUUAGGCUUUGCUUAUUUGUUGUGUCUUCGUGACACUGAAAUAUUAUCUGCUGAAACAGUUUUUAAUAAUUUACCCCGUAACGAAUUAUACGUUCAGUAUGCAGCCUACUAUUACGCAUUGAUACUAUACGAAAAGUUGAAUCAAGAUUCUACGGACGUGUAUUAUUACGAUCCAUUGAAUUUAAUUACCGCCAUGGUAAUAGCCGCUAAAAAAAAUCAUGAAUCGGAUAUUGGAGAAGCUUUAAUUCGUUGGCUAUCAUAUUUAUCCGAUGGAAGAAGCUCAGCUACUGAAGAUAUAAAUAUUGAACAACCCAUAUCAAAAGAAGGCGAUGCAUUUAAAUUUGACGUAGCUUCUCCGGUAGAGAAAAAAGAUGCUAUUACAGAUGAAAAUGCGUUGUCUACCGAUAAAUUAAAAGAAUCUGAGAUCAGUGAUAAAUUCAAAGUAUUGUCAACUAAUUCGGAAGAGGAUGCUGGAUGGAAUGACACCUGGGAUGACUUUUCUGAUCAAAGUGACGAAGAAGAUAAAAAUAAAUCAGAAGAUACUGCAAGUUCUUCGAUACUUCAAUCAAGCAAUGUCACCGUGCCUGCUGAUGAGAAUUUCACGGAAGAAGAACGUUUCGAGUAUUUUCAAAGAAUCAUUAGUACAACACAAAACGAAGAACAGUAUACAAAAGCAAAAGAACUGUUGCUAAGGUGGCCGAAAUUUACGUUUCCUGAAUUUCUCACAGUAGAUAAGCAUCCAGCGCUUAAAUUGUUAGAAAUAAUAUCGUUGGGGUUGAAAGACAACAAUGACGAAAAUGCCGAAUUACAAGCGUUGCAACAGUACAAAGACAUCAUGUCUAAACAAUUGGUACCUAAAGAUUUACUGGUAGAAUAUCUCAAGAGAAAAGAAAAUCAAAGACUUUUAGAGUACGACAUUUUCUUGCAACUAUGUACCGAUGACCCAAUAUUACAUGAAGAAGCAAUCAAGAUAAUCAAAGAUAAGCAUAAGAACUUUAAACUUCUGCCACCGUUACUACGAGAAUUGUUCUUUAAGAAUCUGACGGUAUCUUUUGACACUAGUCAUCCAGUGUAUCAUAAGAUAUUAGAAGAAGUUUUUUCAAAUUGCAACCGAGCAGAUAUUGUAGAAAAUGUAAAUAUUCUGAUACAUAAGCUGAUCGAACGUAGAAACAUCAUACAUGCAGUGGCGCUACAAAAUCAAUUAGCGGUGGUACCGCCGUCAUUAGCAACCUUUGAAACUGCGCUUGGUUUAUUAAUGAAGAAAUAAGUUUUAAUUAAGGAUAAUGACGCUGCCCAUGGAACUUUUUAAUAGCAGCAAUAAAUUUAUCUUUCUGUAAUAAGGAAGGAGGAGUUAACUUAUCAGUAUAUUAUUUAUGUUACUUUAUCAUUAAUAGUUAUUAUUACACAAAAUUUGGGAAGAUUUCAUUACCGAGCGUAAUUAGACAAUU
This is a messenger RNA of Cephus cinctus (wheat stem sawfly), 6122 nucleotides long. Its product is annotated as neuroblastoma-amplified sequence. Gene Ontology annotation, cellular component: Dsl1/NZR complex; endoplasmic reticulum membrane. The coding region runs from base 200 to 5941 and encodes 1913 amino acids. Gene Ontology annotation, molecular function: SNARE binding. The transcript is spliced from 18 exons. The record is from RefSeq and is a predicted model, not a curated record. NCBI's taxonomy places the organism in Eukaryota, Metazoa, Arthropoda, Insecta, Hymenoptera, Cephidae. Gene Ontology annotation, biological process: retrograde vesicle-mediated transport, Golgi to endoplasmic reticulum.